Didymodactylos carnosus is the source of this 1077-nucleotide messenger RNA. Lineage: Eukaryota; Metazoa; Rotifera; Eurotatoria; Philodinida; Philodinidae. The record is from the annotation of a GenBank genome assembly.
AUGUUGGAACCUCGUGAUCAUCAUAUUAAAGAUGAAGUAUGUUUGACACGUGCUCAUUAUCGUGAAGGACGAAAAGCGCGUGCUGUCAAAGUUUAUACUGUAGCACAAGAGUCCAAAUAUCUACUCGUACAAAAUAUUCCAUCUGUUGGUGGUGUUUUUGAGCAGUUGAUGCCGUUAUUUUAUGCCUAUGGUGAUAUUGAGAAUUAUUGGCCAUUAGAUGAAUACAUUCCAAAGCAAAAAACAACAUUGAUGGCUGAUAAUGAUAAUCAGCAACAAGAAUUUAAUGAUUGUUUAUUAGUCAAAUUUAAAGAUAUUUAUAAAGCUCGUAUAGCUAAAAUACGUUUGGAUGAUUAUAAUUUUAUGGGAAAUAAUUUACACAUUUGUUAUGCACCAGAUUGUGAAACGUACGAUGAUUUAAAAGAAAAAUUAAAUGAAAGACGUAUGAUAGUAGCACGAAAAUGUCGACAGUAUGAACGAAAAAGGACUCAUUCUAAUAAUAAUGAUCAAUCGCCAUUUUUCUCCGCAAAUAAACGAUUAAAAAUUGAUGACAAACAUCGACAACGAGGAUUGAAAACAACCGUACCAAAUGCAAAUUAUUUUUUAGGAACAGUUAUUCCAUAUGUGUCACGUGUCAGUAGUGGACAUGAAAAUAAUGUAUUAAUUGGGCCAAUGCAACCCGUCUCUUUUCCUGAAACAAAAUUUUCCUCAUUUAAUCGUCGUCGAAAUCGAUUAUCUACUCCUCAUAUACAAGUACAAUAUACUCCAGUAUCUCAAAACUUGUCAGUGACAAAGAAAUUGAAAUAUAACAAUAUCGAACAAACAAGGAAAAAUUUGAAUCAAUUAUCAGAAAAUGUAAAACAGCACCAUAGAAUUGUACAACGACAAGCCAUGGUACUUGGUCCGACCCAGGGUCCCACCUUACCAUCUUCUUCUUCUUCUGCUUCUCUGGAGUCAUUUGAUAAUACAAUAAAAGAAAUACGUGAAAAAAUGCGGGAUGCGGUUAAAAAAUCAAAUUUGAUACCUUUAGUUCUUUUGCAAAAACAACAAAAUAAAAAUAAAAAAUUAAAUCUAAGUUGA